Messenger RNA from Strongylus vulgaris, 381 nucleotides. The record is from the annotation of a GenBank genome assembly. Lineage: Eukaryota; Metazoa; Nematoda; Chromadorea; Rhabditida; Strongylidae.
AUGGUGGCGCAAGAACCAGUGCUGUACAAUGGCUCCGUUCGCUACAACAUACUAUAUGGGUGUGAUUGGGCUACCGAAGCAGAUAUGCUUCGCGCAGCUCAUACAGCCAAUGUGCAUAACUUUGUGAUGGAGCUCGAAAAAGGAUACGACACGAAUUGUGGCGAAAAGGGUGUACAGAUGUGCGCACGUGAACGAACUGUAUUAAUAGUUGCCCAUCGGUUGUCGACCAUAGAAAAAGCGGAUCAAAUAGCAGUGAUUAAUAAAGGAUCACUAGUUCAGAUAGGAAACCAUACAGAACUGAUGAAAGAUGAACAUGGGCUGUACUACUCGUUAGUAUCAAAACAACUACUUGCAUCAAAGAUUAAAGGAGGAUCGAAAUAG